Messenger RNA from Toxoplasma gondii ME49, 9602 nucleotides. RefSeq lists its product as hypothetical. The transcript has 4 exons. Bases 361 to 9012 code for a protein of 2883 amino acids. Gene Ontology annotation, cellular component: plasma membrane. The record is from RefSeq and is a predicted model, not a curated record. NCBI's taxonomy places the organism in Eukaryota, Apicomplexa, Conoidasida, Eucoccidiorida, Sarcocystidae.
UCCUGAAAGGACUGUGCUGUGCCUUGUCGCGUUUCUUCAUCUGUGGGUGCGGCCGAGCCCCCCUCUCUCUCUGUCCCCAGCAGCUCCCAGAUUUUCCCUUCGCGAACUUCGUGCCGUUGAGCAACGCUACGUGUAUCACGCGCGAGUAACUUACCACUGCUUGUCGCUUUUCUUCAACCUCGCCACACCUGAGCUGGCGGUCCACAAAGUUUUUUCGCUCUCCAUAGGCAGCAAUGAUUCUUCGAUAACGCAAAACAGCUUUUGGGGGACGGGUGCCUUCCCGAGGAGCACCGACUGUGUCAUGCAGUUGCAUUUCCCCGUGCCGCGUGCUUGAUCCAUGUUUCCGCGAUCCCCGGAACGAUGACGCGUUUUCUUCGCCGUCGAAGCAUGGCGUAUUGUCUGCGUUUCCUGGCUUGCCUGUCUUUUUUCCUGGCUGCCGGACCCCUCCGCUGUUUCGUCCCGUCUUGCUAUCUGCUGUACCAGCUCCUCUGGACAGGGGCAGCGACUGGCGGCUUCCCAUGGCAACGUCCUAGUCCCACUCCUCUGGACUUUUUCGGCUCCGAGGACCCUUUCUCUUUGUUUUCCUCGACCUCCCCCGCCCUCCCUUUUCCGUCAGCCAACUCGGUUUCUCCGUCAGAAGCAAACGUCUUGGGCGAUGCUGCGGCUUCCGUAGCUCCUGCCAGCUCGCCGAUAUCUCGCGAAGCUGGAGAACGACGCCAAGGCGCCGGUCCUGAAUUCUCUUCGCUUUCCUCUGCACAAAGCGCUCCAUCCACAUUCGCAGAUGUCGCGACUCGGCUGUCUCCUAGUUUUUCCGAGGGAGAAAAUGACAGACAGCCUCCCGGACGCGCGGCGCCGUCAAACGCCCGUCUGUCCUCGGGUCUUGCAGCCGCUGUCAGCCAAGAAGCGGGGACGCAGCGUCGCUUGCCGCCUUCAGAUUCUGCGAAGAGCAUGCCGCCAACAUGGAACGACCACAAUCAGGGGACUUUACCUGCAUCUGUACCUUCUCCGUUGCGCGAACACAAUCCAUUCUCCUCGCACCUUGAGGGGCAGCACGCAUGUGGAGCUCUCUUUGCCCCGCCUCGCGGACGCGGGUCAGAUCGUUUGUUUUCUCAGAACGAAGCCGAGAAGGAGAAGGGGAAAGGUGCCUCGUCUGACAACCUGGAUAUCCUCGUCAGAAACAUAAACAUGCCUCAUCGCUCUGUCGCCGUCGGCAGCAUGCAGGUGCACCUGCCCGUCGACCGUCAGCGUGGAAGUCGAACGGAUUCGGAGUCUUCAGGUGACGCAGAGACGGAAAAUCGCCGCAACAAACAAGCAGCUGAGAAACGGACGGGGGAAGGAAGCGUCUUCGACGCUCUCGCGGGACACAGAGAACCGCAGAUUCGACAGGACCCCGCGGAGGCCAGCGAAGAAGAAACUGAACGGGAAGUCGCUGCGUCCGAGCACGCCAGUGUGAAACUCGACAUCUCUCACUUCUCCCUCCCCACAAAGGCGGUCCUUUUCUUUCGAUGGGGCAAGCCACCAACGUUUGUAAACUACGACUUGCGGUUGGAAGUCGCGUCUCCUGGAACGUAUUUUCUUCCCCUCGUUUGGCCUGCUGAUGGCAUCUCUCCUCUUCGACGUUCGGUUGAGUGCUCGUCUCCUUCCUCUCCUCUCGCCUCCUCGUCUUCUGCUUAUUCCCCUUCCGCGUCCUUUCCUGCAUCCUCUUCGUCGUUAUCUUCUACGCCUUCUUCUCUUUCUACACAUCCGUCUGGAGGUGACGCCCUCAGCUCGUCCCUGUCGUCUGUUUCCGACGUCCGUCCCUGCGCUUGUUCACGUCCUGCUUUCCCUCCUCCUUUCGCCUCCGCGUCUUCGGCCGUCUCUGCUGCGUCCCCUUCUCUUUCCGAGGCUGGUUCCAUGUCUCUUGUGUCUUCGUUUCUCCCUGUCGGGAAACUCUAUUAUCUCGUCAUAUCCUGCACUGUUGCCGAACUCGCGUCGUAUCGGCAAAAGUUAACACCUCGCGGCAGAGAUGCAUUUCUCGCUGGGACGCUCUCCCUGUCUUUCCACGGAGACAAGUUUCUGCGGAUUUUCCCGCUGCUCACCCAAGACGAACGAGAGAACAUGGAUUUCUCUCUCGACCCAGGAAAGAAUGGAAAUGUCCACUACUUCCAUCUUCCCAGCACCGUCUCUUCUCCCGCCACUACAGUCCCUGAAGGAGCCGAGAGAGCGGAAAAUGCCCCGGACCUGUCUCCUCUGGGGGGCGCUUUUAUCCGGGCGCUUGGAGACUCAGCGAGGAGACACGGAGACGCAGCGGACGGAGCCGAGAGGCUGGACACCGUGGGGAGAGAAUUGUCGGAGGCGGAGAAGCAUGCGCCAGACUCGGUGGAGAACCUCGAGUGUGAUAAGCGACAUGCAAAGGUGCCUCAGGCGGGGCGGAAACACGAAACAACCUCAGGCAAAGCUGAAGGGGAUUUGUCCUCGAACAGAGACAGCGGAAAUCGUGUUGCAAACGCCGUCGAAAAGGCUCGAAAAGGAGAUCAGGAACAGGGGAAAAACUUCGAGAAAGAGGUCGACAGUCAAUUCACCCGCUUCUUCUUUUUCACGCCGAAAACGCUGUUGCAGGAGGUGGUGGUGGAGGGUGGGGAAGUUGAGGGAAGACUGGAUGCCUUUCGGGACGAAGGCUCUCCGCUUCCAUUGUCCCCGCCAUCUUCUCUCUCUCGUCUUGGCAGAACGCACCCACCUGGUUUUCGUUUGCGAUUUCCUCGAAAGCGCGUCUCUCCUCCUUACCAACUGAAGGCAGCGCCGACCUUCUCCUUCGAGUGGCAUCAAGUUCUUUCACUUCCACCUCAGGUCGCUGCGCCUUCUUCGUCUGUUUCAAAUCCUUUUUCUUUUUCACCUUCUUCGUCUUCUGAGUCUUCCUCGUCUUCAGGUGCUUCCGGCUCGCCGCCUUUUCCAAUUGCAUGCAUUCGCGUGAAUUUCUCAGGGGCGCCUGUCUCGACCUUUCAAAGGGAGAAUGAGGAGAGAGGCCUUCUUACGUCGCUGGAUACUUGCUCCUUCUUCAGUGAAGCCGUGCACAGAGGAGGAGUUCAGAGAGAGGAGAAACAGGGGGACGUUCUUUCUGAGCAAGAGGGGCGAGGAAACAAACAAGAAGCAGAGGCCCAGGGAGACGCGAGGAACGGGGACGCUCUGAGGAGGCUAUCGACGCAGGAAAUGGAAGCAGAAGAGUUUUCGUCUGUGUCGGCGACUCUCUCGCGUUUCUUUGAUCUGCGCGCCGUCGACAUCUUGAAGCCGAGACAGCGAUCCGCCAAGAGAGAAGGCGGCAGGAGUGCUGGAGAGGAGAAGUCGGCAGAAGGGGGAAGACAAACACGCGAGUGGACGUUCGUCGUUCCUCAAGAAAGACUUCCUGAGGCAAUUCAAAAGGCUGCACACACGGUCACACUUUCCUGGCGGAUUGCCCCCUUGCUCGUUGUCCACCGUGAGACGCCGUCGCCUGCUCGGAGGGAGGGCGUCGGCCCUCAAUUUUGGGACCAGGCGGCCGCAAACAAAUCCGAGAGAGAAGAACGCGGGAGACGAAGACAGACCGAGGGCGCGUCUGUAGAGAAGGAGAGAACUCCACCUCAGACAGAAGGUGUGCAGAGGCGCGAACUUUCUGGGGAGUCUAGCGGACGCCGAGGAGGCGACACAGCAGCGGGGAAGCAUGGAAUACCUCUGCCUGGUGUGUUGUCGACUGAGGGAGUCGAAGAGACAGACAGCGAAGGCAUGGAGAACGCGAGAAGAGAGGAGAUGAGUAAGGAGAGGGAAACGGAGCGCGCGGUCGGUGGAGCCUCUCGAAUGCGAGAGGAUAGGCGGAAGGAAGAGCGAGAGACAACAGAGAGAGACACUUUGGAUCGCACCUUGUUUCUCCUUUCCCAGAGAAUCACUUUCGAUCUCCCAUCCCGAGGCCCGUGGGCGUUCACGUUCUACCUGAACACGACGAUGCCGUUGGAGCGUGUAAUUUUCAGCUCUGAAAGCGUCGACUUGGGGGACUUCGGCUCCCCCCAAAACCACGCGGCUCUCACUGUUUCUUCUCCCACUGCUCCGCGUUCUUCUCGUCUUUCGCCAGCUGCUUCAGUGGACGGAGAGCCGUCUCUCGAGACUUUCUCCAAGGUGCCCUUUUUCAUCCGCCGUCACUCGUGCAGAGCGCGAAUGCUUGCGGCGCAGUGUCGCGACACAUGGGAGACAGCGGGCGCGAAGGAAGCGAGGCAACGUCAGAGCUCGACAUUUCCUCAACCGAGCUUUUCGCAUGGUCGAGGACGAACUGGAGAGCGGGGAGACUCAGGCAGUAGAGCAAAUAACGGGGGAUUCUUCGCCGAGACGAGCCCGGCUUUAGAUGUCUUUUCUCCCACGGUUGUUCGCUUUUCUUCUCUCUUCUCCGGGAUGAUUUCGCCGAUUCUCUCUCUAUUUUCAACAAGUUGGAGCGAAGAGACUGAAGUGCCUCAGGCGCCAGUUUCCUCGAAACGACAAUCAACGCAAUCGACUUCCCUUUCUUAUCCUGUUUCUCCACCUUCCUCCCUUUCUUCCCAACACGGGUGCACCUCCUGUCCCUCCGCCCGAUCUUCUCUUCUCUUCCUCCCCCUUGUGUCUCCGGCUCUUCCCUCGCCUUCAUUCUCUUCUUUUCUUAUCCUUUCUUCUGUCUUUUCCAGUCGCUCUUCUCCUCCUUCCUCCCUUCCUCGUUCUUCACCGCAUUCGUCUCCUUCGUGGUGUCCCUGUUCUCGUUCAUCAGGUGUGUGCGACACCUGGUGUGCGACGCCGCUGUUGUCCUUUUCUCGUCCGCUGCUCCCCAUUUUUCAGCCGAAUCUUCUGCAGAGUCUCGCGCUGUCUCUCGGGCCGGAGACCGCCGAGAGACCGGCUCUCGCAGAGCUGUUCUUUUCGCCAUCAGACGUCUCCGGAGGGGUCGCCCUGCUCCUCAAACUCGAUGCGGGAGACAUCUGGCGGAGUCCGCAGUUCGUCUGCGAGGAGGCUGACUGGCAGCAGGAAGAAGCGAGGUUGCGAGCAGAACGCGAAGACUCUGAAUUGGUGAAAAAGAGAGGCCAGAAGGCUCGCCAGCAGGAGGUAGGCGACGCGGGCAAGCCUGGAACGCAGCGCGUCGGCGACAGCAGGGAGGAGAAAGGAGACACUGCCUUCGAACGGGCAGAGGGGGGGGAAUCGCAGCAACAACGCGAGGAACACGAGUUGAGCGGCAUGGCUAGCGCGACGGCCUCCGAUCGACUGCAUUCAUCGCCUUCCCAGACAUGGACGAAGACCGACUCGCGGGGAGCUCCUGUCGCUUCGCAGGAGGCCCGAGUGCCCUUCGAGCGCGCAGCGCCGACUGCAGGUCCGGUGAAGAGAGAUUUGGAGGCGGUCGAGAGGGCGAGGUCUCGUCAACAUGCGAGCGGGACAGCGACAGAGGCGCCAGAGACCGACGUCGUGGUCUCCUUCUUCACUGUGGAGUUUCUUUUGCGGCGAGAAGCUGCUCCCUUUCGACGCGCACGACCAGACGAGCUGGAGGCCGCGAAAGAAGAAACGAGAGAUCAAGCGUUCAACACCCAUUGGGGCAGUGCGACAGACACAGUUGUGGCGCAUCGCUGGCGACUUCCGUUCGCGUGUCGCUCUGCUGUCGCGGGCGGAGCGAAGCGGGGGACUGUUGAGCUCGCUGGAGACAAUUCGAGCGGGGGUACGCCAGUAGUCAUGCCAGUAGUCAUGGAGUUGGGGGCAGACGAGGAGACAGACGACGUCAGCAGACGAAGGAGCUUCGCGGUUGACAGGGUGCGAACUGACAAACGCGAGUUCGCAGACGAGGUGCAAGAGAGAAGCAGCCAAAGCCUAGACACGAACAGGUCGCGUGUCUCAGAGGACGCUUCUUCUUCCCGCUUUUCCUCUCUCGCGGCUGUGAUGGAUUCUUCUCUUUCUGGGGGGUUGUCCGCAAGUGGCGAGGCUUCGUCUUUCUCUCCUAGGUCUCCAUCUCGGACUUUUUCCUUGGCAAAAAAAGUCGGAGCCGGAGUCGAGUUUCUCUACGAAGCGACUGUGGCGCCGUCGUGGAACUUCCGCCCUGGCCGCCAUCUGGCCUCCUGGCGGCUCUUCAGACGCUCCGUAGUCGUGUCCGCUAACGACAAUUUAAAGCGAGAAAUAAAUCGAUUUCUGAUGAUGACGGAGAUCGACCAAGAGGCGAACAGAGACGAGCUGCAGAAGUAUGAGGCCAGAAGAGAAGCUGUUUCAGAAACCACCUUUUCGCAACAUGAAGCGCAAGACCUGCGGUGGGGAAACAACUCGCCAGGGGUCUUUCUCAAGGCGCAGUUCCUCGCAGACGAGCCGUGCGAGCAGACCUGUCAUCGAGGUCACUGUUGGCCCCUAGGCUUCGUGGACGGCUUCCGCCUCAACUACUGCCGGUGCACUUUGGGGGUUGGCGGCGCUGCAUGCGACGAGGAACUUCUCCCGCGCUGGUAUGUCGCUUUUCUCACGGUCCUUCUCGUUUUCUCCAACCUAGCGUUUCUCUUCGUUAUUCGCUUCUCAAUUCGAGAGCUGCUAGACUCGGCGCGUCCAUGGGAGACUGAGGCGAACUCAGACCAGGGAGAGGAGACACGUUCGAAGACGACAGCCGGUCAAGGCGAGGAGACACUUUCUAGGGCGAGGUGGAAACGACCCGCCGCGUGGAGACCUGUCGUUCGGCUGACCGUGUUCGGGACGGCAAUGGUGGCGUCGUCGAUGUACCACCUGUGUUUUGACGGCGACAGGUGUUUCGUUCUGUCUCCGAUGGACUGGCAGAAUCUGGACUUUCUAUUUUCGUUUUUCUCCAUUCUCCUGGUGCUGGUGGCUCUGAGCCGACUGCCAGUUUCCCUCGAGUUCUUCCUCGUCGGGGUCAGCUUCGCGGUUCUCUCGCGCGCGACGCUCGCCACGCGUCGCCGAUCGGCGACCGUCAGCCGCUUGUUUGUCUCCCUGAGUCUCCUUCUUCUUCUGCGGCUAUUCGGAGCUUUCCCUCGACGGUGGAAGGAACGUCGGAGACAGCGACGUCUUCUUUCUCCCGCUGCCUGGAGGUGCCGCCGGCUGCUCCUCACGGCGAUGGCUCGGGCCAUCGAAGCCGAGAGGGCAAGCCGGAAACAGCAGGGCUCGAUGGAGACGGGGCGAGGAGCGGUGUGGGGUGGGGUCCCCACAGAGUUCGAGGAGGGCCCUGUGAGGGGCGAGAGGAGAUCGGGACUCGUCGAGUCCAGGGAGGCCAGAAACGAGAGACGGAGAGACCUUGAACGGGCGGAGACAGCUUGGACUGCAGACGCCGAGGAAGGGAAAGACGGCAUGUCUUCGCCACAUGUACGCGAGUCCGUCGCGUUUCUUCAGAAAUGUCUCCUUGUUUGUCAGGACUUCUUCGUCGUGCUCGGCACACAGGUCGUCGAGGGAGUCGCAGACCCCUUGAGUCUGCUUCUCGGAAUCUCGCUCGCGGCUCUGGGAGUGUCUGCCUUUGUCUUCUUCGAGACAAAUGAAAACUACGCGUUCGUCCACUCGCUCUGGCAUGUCACCAUCGAGCUGUCGCCUUUCUUCUGUCUCCGCGGCCUCGCUCCCAGCCGGGCGGCCCCCGUGCUCGCCGCCCUCCAGACACCCCGGAAGAAGAGGAGACAGGAGGAGACAGGAAGCGAGCAGGGACGAGAAGAGCGAGAACCAGAGUUGGUGCAUGAGGCGAGAGCAGAAGGCAGGGAAGGCAAAGGAAAUGCGAGUGUGACAGGCAAAGAGGAAAGACGACAGGCAUCGCUGCAGAUGGCCAGUGAAUCGAAGGGAUCCGGAGAGACACUUGUGGACGCGGGUGUGGAGCCGCGACAAGGAGGAUUCUUUCGGAGACGAUUCCCCGGUUUAACGCGAGUCCAAGCAGCCGUUUCAGAGUUUUGUGGAAGUCGCAAACACGAGGAUGUUUCUGCAAUAAGCUGGAAAACUCUCCUGGCGCGAGCUGUUGCGGAAGCGACAGAGCUGAAGUGGCAAUUGGAAACAGGAGACGCAGAGAAGGCCGCUGGGGGCUUCGCAGAGGAGGCAGGGAGGACACCCCACACGCGAAGGGGGGGAGGCGAGAUGUCGGAAGGAGGCAAGGGGGCAGGGGACGCAGUACACAAGCGUUGUCUUUCUUCGAGGCUUGCAGAAAGAUUCAACAAAGAGAAAGGAGACAGAGAAGACUCGGACAGAGGUCACCUGGCAGGACCGUUGAUCGAGGCUUCAGCGAAGGCGAGCUGCAGGAGUCAGCUUGUGGGGACAGACAGGAGGAAUCCUUCAGAGCCUUUAGAACUGUCUUCUUCAAGGUGUGGACAAACUGGAGAGGCUCAUGGCGGAGACAAGGAAGCUUCUUUCGUUGUCAACACAGUAGACGACGAUCCUCACGCCGAUCCACCAACGAGCUUGUCCGCAGAUCAAGUUAACCAAGUUGCGUUCCUGUUGUGGCGCCAGCUGGCGCUUCACAAGCGAUGUGAAAGUGUAGGGAGGAAGGGAAGAGUUAUGUUUCAACAUCCUAACGGUUUUCAGCGAACUGUAGCUUCUUACGAAAGGGCAAACUCACAUGUUUCAUCGAGUCACUCUGGGAACGUCGUCGGCCUUCGCUGCGCAGCUUCGGAAUCGACGACAGUGUCUGCCUCGCCGUCGUCUUCUGCUUCUCCCUCUUCCCCCGCUGCCUACUCGCCUCCUUGUUCCUCACGUUCCCCUCGUCAUUCUUCACUGCCGUCUUCAUCUUCUUCUCCACCCUCUUCUUCACUUUCAGCUUCAUCUUCUUCUUCGCCUCCUUCUCCUUCAUCUUCUUCUUAUGCUUCAUCUUCACUGUCGUCGUCUUCAUCGUCUGCACCUGCAACUUCUUCAGCUCACCCUUCAGGUUCCCCAUUGCUUCCUGUGCCUGUCUGUCGGAGUUCCGGCGCCUCUCUCGGUGGCGAGUGUCUGUGGUGUGCUGUGGCGGGGCGUCUGAGUGCGUUGGAUGUGGCGGCGAUUCAGGGAGUAAUGGUUUGCUUGAGAGCGAAGAAGAUGGUCAGCAAGUUGAGUGGAAACGUCGGUUGCUCUUAGGUCAUGCUGCUCUGGGCCGGAAAACGGGUGGGUUGUGGCCCGCGAGACCCGCUGCUUUUUUUCGUCUUGACUGCACGCAGGGGCGAGCUUUCGCGGUACAAGGUUGGUGUUGUUGUUUCAGGGCAUUCUUCCAGGUAUCUUCUCCUUUUUUUCACUUUUUUCCAGCCAUUUGCGACUACCAAUUGUUUGACGCACCUGCUCACAUCAAUGGCGUUCAGUUCAUGCGUCCGGAUUUGCACGAGACGCGACGUCUUACUCCACUCUUUUGAAGCUCGAAGCAAGAGAAUCCUUCCGAAGAUCUGUCUCAGAGACAGAUACGGUUCCCUGACAAUUCAUUGAAGACGGUUCUGCAGCCGCGGUUGGCAUUCGGUUUUCUUUGCGCACUCGAGUGCACGGGAGGGUUUUGACAUUUCUCGUUCAGGAUGCAGAAACUGUUCAGGACGCUGCUGCUGCAGUUCCUCACUCUUGCGUCGUUGGUGUUUUGAGGUUUAGUUCUGGAAAACGGGCAUUGAAUCUGACCCGCAGUUCAGCCACGUGCUGCUGAAGUCAGACAAUUAGUGUUGAGUUUGAUUUUUUUUGUAUCAGGGGCG